AUUCUUGAGAACUUUACAUACAGCGGUGCAACACUUGAGUUGAUAAAGACCUUGACUUUCCCUUUUUGUUCAUGUUAGGCUCUGAAAAUAUGCUUGUUUUCCCUAUUUUCUGCCUCAUCGUGCUUCUAUAGGCAUAAUCGAUAGGUUAUAUGAUGGGUUGGACACAGUAGCACACGAUGGGCCUUGGAGGUCUAAGAGGUGUAUUCCAGCUCUUUAUUGCUUUGAUGAUGAACGCGAUAUAAGGACGUAGAAAGAUGGAUUCCUUGUAGGCAAUUUGAGUAAGAGUGAGUUUGGCCGAGUUAUUCUGUUCAUUAUGUGAUUAAAUAAAUUGCACUCAUGUUUCCUAUUGUGGAAAUAGUCUUUGCUGUCCUACGUGUGCUUCCCAUCUCCGACUCGCCACGAAAGCGUAAAUAUUGUGGGCAUUUAUUACAACCGUUCAGCCGAAACGCCCGGGAGCUGCAGUUCCUUGAAGCAAUAACUGCUUUUGAUGAACGUGGACGCGGAGGAAAAGACAGCGCUGUGACUCGGGAGGCAGCGGGGUUACAAACGCGGCCUCCUCGCUGCUCCGAAGGCGAAUCCUUGCCAGGGGCUCGCAGGAAAUGCGGCUGCCCUGCCUUCUAGGCAAGCCGAGCCAUGUUCCUGAAGACCACUUUGUCUUCUGCAAGUAGAAGCACCGUGAACAGAUGAAUCUCUUCAGGCAAACAUUCCUCCCAUAGAGGCCUCUCAUGGAGCACCACAGCAGAGAGGAGAUGGACUCCAAAGAGGAAAGUCCUCAGGUGUGGGCUGACUCUGCUGAGCAGGAGCAGAAUUCUGCUCAGGUGCACUUUGUCCCUGAGGGGGGGACAGUGGCCCAGAUCGUGUACAGCGACGACCAGGACCGUCCCUCGCAGCAAGUGGUCUACACAGCAGAUGGCACCUCCUACACCUCCGUGGACACCUCGGAGCACACGCUGGUUUACAUCCACCCCGUGGAAGCUACGCAGACUCUGUUUACAGAUCCGUCCCAAGUGGCUUACGUCCAGCAAGAUGCUACCACCCAGCAGGUAACGGUGCUCUUGCCUGCUGCUGCCCAGAGCAUGAACCCCAGCACCCUGCCCGUGCUCAGCAACGUUGCCCAAUCCCCCCAGCAAAUGGCCCUGGAGCAGGGGCCACAAGCAGAUAGAGCAUCACUACCGGUGCAUAACCAGGUGUUACCUCCUAUGGAGGCAGUGGAUGGUUCGGACCCUUUAGCACCUUUGCAGAAUCAGAUGGGAAGGAUGGAAACGAAAGAGGAAGACGACGAAGAUGAAGACGAGGAUGAAGAGGGGGAAGACACUGACAUGGAUGAGUGGGAUCCGGAUCCACCUCGGCCUUUUGAUCCCAAUGAUCUCUGGUGUGAGGAGUGCAAUAAUGCGCAUCCGUCCGUGUGUCCCAAGCACGGCCCUCUGCAUCCCAUCCCAAACCGGCCUGUGCUGACGAGGGCGAGAGCCAGCCUGCCCCUGGUGCUCUACAUAGACAGGUUCCUGGGAGGUGUCUUCUCCAAAAGGCGCAUCCCCAAGCGCACGCAGUUUGGACCCGUGGAAGGACCCCUGGUCAGGCAAACGGAGCUCAAAGACUGCUACAUCCAUUUGAAGGUGUCUCUUGAUAAGGGUGACAGAAAAGACAGAGACUUGCAGGAAGACCUGUGGUUUGAACUUUCCAGCGAGGCUCUCUGCAACUGGAUGAUGUUUGUGCGCCCGGCUCAGAACCACCUGGAGCAGAACCUGGUGGCCUAUCAGUACGGCCACCAUAUUUAUUACACGACCAUCAAAAAUGUGGAGCCCAAGCAGGAGCUCAAGGUGUGGUAUGCUGCCUCUUACGCAGAGUUUGUGAACCAGAAGAUCCAUGACAUAUCUGAAGAGGAAAGGAAGGUCCUCAGAGAGCAAGAGAAGAACUGGCCGUGUUACGAGUGCAAUCGGCGCUUCAUGAGCUCGGAGCAGCUCCAGCAGCACCUCAACUCCCACGAUGAGAAGCUGGACUUCUUCAGCAGAGCCAGAGGCAGAGGCCGUGGACGAGGAAAGAGGAGGUUUGGACCAGGCAGACGCCCGGGGCGCCCGCCCAAGUUCAUGCGCAUGGAAAUAACCAGUGAAAAUGGUGAAAAGUGUGAAGAAGGGACACAGGACUUGCUGCAUUUUUCCAGCAAGGGGCAGUUUGAGGAGGCCGGACAACCUCCCCUGAACGGGCUGGAGCAGCAGGACGAGACUCCGGGGCCACCCGCUGCGCAGCCGGCCCUGGAUCAGCACCCGGAAAACCACCCGGUGCCCAUCCAGCCGCAGCACGAGGAGAGCGCAGUGCCCACGCAGAGCACCAUGACAGCAGAUGACAUGAGGCGAGCAAAGCGAAUCCGGAACGCAGCUCUUCAGCAUCUCUUCAUCCGCAAAUCCUUCCGCCCCUUCAAAUGCCUGCAGUGUGGAAAGGCCUUCCGGGAGAAGGACAAACUGGAUCAGCACUUGCGGUUUCACGGGCGGGAAGGCAACUGCCCCUUGACCUGCGAUAUCUGCAACAAGGGCUUCAUCAACAGCAGCGCCCUCGAGAGCCACAUGAAGUUCCACAUGGACCAGAAAACCUACUCGUGCAUUUUCUGCCCCGAGUCCUUCGACCGCUUGGAUCUGCUCAAAGACCACGUGGUCGUGCACGUCCACGAUGGCUAUUUCACCUGUCCCACGUGCAAAAAGCGCUUCCCGGAUUUUAUCCAGGUGAAGAAACACGUGCGCAGCUUUCACUCGGAGAAGAUCUACCAGUGCACCGAGUGCGACAAGGCCUUCUGCCGUCCCGACAAGCUGCGGCUCCACAUGCUGCGCCACUCGGACCGCAAAGACUUCCUGUGCUCCACGUGUGGCAAGCAGUUCAAGAGGAAGGACAAGCUGCGCGAGCACAUGCAGAGGAUGCACAACCCCGAAAGGGAGGCCAAGAAAGCCGACCGCAUCAGCCGCUCCAAGACCUUCAAGCCUCGCAUAGCGUCCACGGACUACGAGAGCUUCAUGUUCAAGUGUCGCCUGUGUAUGAUGGGCUUCCGCCGGAGGGGCAUGCUGGUGAAUCAUUUAUCAAAGAGACAUCCAGACAUGAAAAUAGAAGAGGUGCCAGAACUCACGUUGCCUAUCAUCAAGCCCAACAGAGAUUACUUCUGUCAGUACUGUGAUAAGGUGUACAAAAGUGCCAGCAAGCGCAAAGCCCACAUCCUGAAGAACCACCCGGGCGCGGAGCUACCCCCCAGCAUCCGCAAGCUGCGCCCUGCGGGCCCGGGAGAGCCGGACCCCAUGCUCAGCACCCACACACAGCUCACAGGCACCAUCGCCACCCCGCCGGUCUGCUGUCCUCACUGCUCCAAGCAGUACAGCAGCAAGACCAAAAUGGUACAGCACAUCCGCAAGAAGCACCCCGAGUUUGCUCAGCUGCCCAACACGAUCCACGCGCCGCUGGCCACUGCUGUCAUCAGUUCCACUCCUGCUGUUCUGACCACUGACAGCACCACCGGAGAGACUGUUGUGACAACAGAUUUACUGACGCAGGCGAUGACAGAGCUGUCACAGACCCUCACCACGGACUAUCGAACCCCUCAGGGGGACUACCAGCGCAUCCAGUACAUCCCCGUGUCCCAGUCCACAACUGGCCUGCAGCAACCUCAGCACAUCCAGCUGCAGGUUGUUCAAGUGGCUCAGGCUACCUCACCGCACCAGGCUCAGCACUCCACGGUGGACGUCGGGCAGCUCCACGAUCCCCAGACAUACACCCAGCACGCCAUCCAGGUGCAGCACAUCCAGGUCACGGAGCCGGCCCCGGCAAGCCAGCCUUCAGCACAGGCUGGGGGUCAGCCCUUGAGUCCCUCCUCCCAGCAAUCUCAGCAAGAGCUCAGCCCCUCGCAGAUGCAGCCAAGUGCAUCCACGCCAAAUCCAGCCCUCCAGCAGCAGCAGCAGGGUUCUUCAGUGCAGCACACGUAUCUUCCUAGCACAUGGAAUUCAUUUCGGAGCUAUUCAUCUGAGAUUCAGAUGAUGGCCAUUCCCCAAGGCCAGUACGUGAUUGCAGAGACAGCUGUAGGUACUCCUGUCACGACUGUCAACACGGGGCAAGUGAAAGCAGUUACACAGACUCACUAUGUGAUAUCCGAAGGUCAGCCCGAUCUGGAUGUCAAACAAAACUCGGCGCUCUCCGGUGAGGUACAGGUCGGUGUCUCCCAGCCGUCGGGCCACCCUGAUACCUUGGAAUCUCAAACGAGUAACCAGCAGCAAACCACCCAGUACAUAAUCACUACAACCACCAAUGGGAACGGGGGCAGUGAAGUGCACAUCACUAAGCCAAGAACUUUCUCAGCAGAACAUGAGUGAAGAAACCCUGUGGUGUCAUUUGCUCCUAUUUUUUGACCUCUCCCCAAAGCCCAGAUGUGUGGGCGUCCUGGAGCUCGUGGGAUUUAACGUGUAUGCUCCCUUCAGCUAAAAUCUUGGAGCUCUUGUUAAUGCUUUAAGAGGGUUUAAGUCCCCUGUGACAAUGAAGAAGCACCCUCCAAAUCCUUCUGGGAUGCCACUUUAUGCAGCUUUUAACAAAAAGGACAAGAAGAGAAAGGGAAUCUCUGCUUGCCCUGGACUUCAAUUUUUUUGGCAUGUCUGCUGACCCUUAUUUUUCCUUUUUGGAAGCGUCUCCAGUACAACACUUAUUUCAGUGGUAUGGGGAAAAGCUUGGUUGGAGGCUAACUGGCAGAUUAUGUUCUAUGUAUAUUUUCACUAGGAGCUGUUAAACAAGAGGACAUCAUGUAAAUUGCUGGUGUAUGGCAGAACUGCUUCCUGUGUGUUUGUUUCAGCAGCCGAGGUGAAAGGGAACGUGCCAGCUCCGUAGCGAGCAGACUGCCCGGAGAAAAAGAGCAGCAGCCAAGUGGGGACUCCUUGUGUAUGUUUGUGGGGAUCGAGAGAGCAUCGAAGCUGUGAAGCUGUGCAGAAGCAGUCCAUUAAAUUAUUAUUUUUCCAAUCCUCUAGAACUGUUUACAUGCUGUCUGCUCGGCCCUACCUUACCAAGCAGUUCAGAAGAAGGAGAAGGGCUGUCUUAAGCCCUUGUUGUCUGGAACAAGCUGAUUGAAAUCAGAGUACCUAAUGGUAGGACGGAGCCACUCUUGUCUCUUUCCCUCCUGCAUUUGCAGGGAAAUUUUUUGCCAUAGCCUGCAGAGCAGCUUCUGCUGUGACCUCUAAUGAUGCUUGUGUCAGGAGAAGAUGAGGGUAGGAGAAAGAGAAUAAUCCUCUUUUUGAUUUGGAGGUUAUACAAUCAAAGGGCACUGAAGCCUGUGCUGUGUUUUUGCUGUUGGAGACUUGCUUGAACAUGCAGCAUUUGAAGAGAACCUGUCUAAAACCAACUCCAGGGCAAGCCUCCCAAGUCACAGGGUAGUUGUCUCUGUUGCUACCCCAAAUUGGAUGUUUUUUUUUCCCCUUGAAGACUGGAUGGAGAGCUGGUUACUCUUUUUUUUCCAAAUACCAUGUUAACAACACCCUAAUUCUUGUGGACCGUUUCAUAAAAUGACCGGCCCUGGACUCAGGAAAAGAAAAAUACUAGUGGACCACUAUUACAGGAGGUAGAAAGCCAUCCACAAGAGUUGCCUGCUUUGGUAGACCUGGUCUGUGUAUAGAAUUCAUGCUUAGGGACCAGGAGACAUGGGGAGAGAAGUUUUAUCUUUUAAGGCAGUGUAAUUUUUUUCUGGUGUAAUUCCCCUUCAUGGGUCUUGUAGGUUGGUUAUUUAAAGCAUUUUGGUAUUGGCAAGGAUGACUGCAGCUCCAUGUACUGUCAAUGAGAUAUACUGUAUGUGUCUAACCCUCCAUUCACUCUGCUUGAAAACUCACCCCAGAACAUCAGUGCAUAUUAUUUAAAAACAAUAAGUUUUGUCUUUAUGGUCUUUGAGACCUAAGAGCUAGGAAAGGAUCUCUAUUUUAUUUUGUGUGUGUGUGUGUGUGAAUUCACUCUGUGCUGUGUCGAGGGUGAAUCUGCCAUUCCUUUACCCAAGUACUCCCAAGAUUUAGGUGAGCAUUUCCAUAUGGAAGUGCUAACAGGAUACAGUAUCAAGCCUUUUGGUGGCGAAGCUUUUAAAUACAAGAAUUAAACACUCAACGAGCAGAAACCUUGUUACUUGCUGGCAAAGCCUUGUAGCACCUUUUGCUUUUGGGAAAUAAUGUAUCUGUCACCUAUGGUGGGGAAAUAGUGACUUGCAUGAUGAGAUAAAAUCUUAUUUAACAUACUAGCCAGCUCAGAAUGGCCUGCACAGGGAACCUGGGAUUGAUUUGGCAAAACGUAGAUGAAUUUGUGCCUGGGAUUUUGAUUCUGUAUCAAGGCAUUAACAGGUGGGGCACUUACAUGAUUUGUAGAAGGUGCUGAGGACCUGAGCUCCCCUCUGGUCCAUUUUGGUGAUGAUUGCUGUUGAAUUGCGGGGAUUUGGGCUGAGCUGAAGCCACG
Messenger RNA from Nothoprocta perdicaria, 6441 nucleotides. It is a transcript of the gene PRDM10, whose product is annotated as PR/SET domain 10. Gene Ontology annotation, molecular function: protein binding. Gene Ontology annotation, cellular component: nucleus. The transcript has 23 exons. The record is from RefSeq and is a predicted model, not a curated record. NCBI's taxonomy places the organism in Eukaryota, Metazoa, Chordata, Aves, Tinamiformes, Tinamidae. Bases 726 to 4340 code for a protein of 1204 amino acids.